AUGGAGGACAGGGACCCAGGUCCCGGCUUGGCUGUGCUCCAGGAUCUUCUGAAGCGGCCAGGACCCGACGUGGUUCGUUGGGCCGUGGAGCAGGCGCAGUCGCUGGCACGGCCCGGGACGAAUGUACAGCAAUCGCAGAUCUUCCAAAUGGCAGGCGCUCUGAACGCGGCGUCCGUCGCAGAGAAGCAGGAACUGGUGCGUGCGGCCAUCUCUGGCUUCGGACAGCUGCCGGCAGAUCAACGAGCGGAGGCACUGCGGCUGGUGGUGAAUACGGCAGCAGCAGCACAGGUUGGCCCGCAUCCCACGGCAGAGGGCGAAGUUCCCCCCCUGAUGCAGAACGUCAUGGCGGUCGUGAAGGAGGCGAAGCUGCAUGAGAUGCCGAAGGAGGAGAAGGCGAUCCUGGCGCAGGAAGCCCGCCAAGAUGCAGCAGAAAUGGUUCAGCCACAGCAGAUUCUGGAGGUCGUCUCUGAGUUGAGACCAGAAGAACGCCAUCAAGUGACCGAGGUUACUGCGAGUACGAUGCGUCCUGUUUACGCAGGCAGUGGGAACGGUUCCUUCGUUCCUUCCGCGCCCAUGCCGCAGGUGGUUUCGACAGGGUCCUAUGCGCCUCCAGUGGUUGCACACCCGGGAGCUGCGUCUGUGAACCUCACAGACGGCAUACCGGACCCAGAAUCCAUUGAGCAGCAGAAGCGUGCUUACGAGCGCGGGCUAGACGCGGAGCUGGAGCAGACACGGAAACUGGCAGAAGAGCAGCUGAAGCAGCAGAAGGCAGCAAUUAAGGCUGCGGCAGAGCAGCAGCUGGCGAUGUACAAGGCCCAGGUCGAUCAGUCGAUUCGGCAACAAGAGCUCAGCCUAGACCACCAGUGGCAGCAGCAGCAGAUGGAACUGCAGCAGGCGUUUCUGAAGCAGAAGGCGGCACUGGAACAGCAGGCCAGCUCCCUAGCCAUGGAGUACCAGCAGCGCAAGAUGCACGAAGAGCUUCUUAAAAAGCAGGCGGAAAUGCAGCGCGAAAUGCAGGAGAUGCAGCGGCGGAUGCAUAUGGAGUUGCAGGAUCACCACCAGCAGCAAACCAGCCUCCAGCAGCAGCACGCUGUGCAGCGGCAGCAGCACCAGGAAGAGCUGGCUGCUCAGCAGGCGAGGUACAUGCAGACGCAAGCCCAGUCCAUAUCUGAGAACCAGAAGCAGAAUUCAGCCGAUCAGCGUUGGCCGGGCACUGCUGGGAACAAGUCAGAGCCGGUCUACUGUCGCAAGGACGUGCAGCAACAUGAUGGCCGAAACGGCUCAGUGUGGGUGACGUACCGUGACGGGGUGUAUGAUGUCACUGAGUAUCUGGAGAAGCAUCCUGGUGGGAAGUUGAUCCUGCAGGCGGCCGGUGGACCGGUCGACGAAUGGUGGAAGUAUUGGGCCCAGCACCACCUUUCCCUUGAUGUGGCUGCAGCAUUGGAAGCCUUGCGUGUGGGGCGUCUCCUCGACUACGAAGAAGAGGAGGACCAUGAGCGCUAUGGCCGAGGAGCUUGGGAGCCGGAGCAAACGGCACCGGGUCGUGAAGAGUCUCGCCGCACGGGGGCCAUUCUCAGCGAGCUGCCGUUUCAGACGGAAACGUGCGUUUCGGAGCUCUCGGCAGAGUUUUUGACUCCGAAAGGCAAGCUCUAUGUUCGAAAUCAUGCGCCCGUACCAGCCAUUGAGACGUCUACAGAUCAUAUGAUCACCUUCGUGUCGCAGCAGGAGGAGGAGCUGGAUCUAACCCUGGGCCAGCUUGAAGGGCGCUUUCCGCGCCACCGGAUCACUUCCAUCCUCCAAUGCACUGGAAACAGGGCAGCUGACAACAUCAACGCAAAUGGUCAUGGCACCAGUGGCUUCGUGGGCGGAGACAGUGAAUACAUUGGCGCAGGGAUGCUUGGAAAUGCAUCAUGGUCCGGCUAUCGGCUGGAUGAUGUUCUGGGCACUUUGUUUCCGUCAUUGAGUACACUCUCUGCAGAAGCCAUUCAGGAGCUUCACUUGACUCUGGAAGGGGUGGACGGCUAUUACACUUCCAUACCAUUGAACAUUGCCUUGGAGAAGAGCGCGGACUGCUUGUUGGCAACGCACAUGAAUGGGGAGGAGCUGACUCCAGAUCAUGGAUUUCCUGUGCGUGCCCUCUUGCCCGGGAUUGCGGGGGCCCGCAAUGUGAAGUGGUUGGCGAAGGUGGCGAUUGGGAAGGAGUCCGACGGUCCCUGGACGGCCCACUACUACCGCACAGCGGGGAGAUCGGCGCCGAUCUAUGCCCUGCCCUUGAACUCUGUGAUUCUUUCCCCGGAGCCUGGAGCUUGGCUCCAUGAAUCGAGAUCUGCAGUGGCGGUCAAGGGUGUUGCCUACGCCGGGGGUGGGCAGCAUCCCAUCCAGUCCGUGGAGCUCUCCGCAGACAGAGGUCAGAGCUGGCAAGCCGCGACCUGCCGCUUCGAAGAAGUACCAGAUGACGACUGCCAAGGUCCGUCUCGAAGUUGGGUUCGCUUUGAGUCGGUGGUCGAGCUGCCACCAAGUCGCUCCGGUGCGAGAGGCUCUGGCAAGACUUCUGGAGCUCCGCUCACGGAACUUUGGUGCAGAGCUAUUGACAAGGCUGGCAAUAUCCAGCCUGAGUCUUCUCUACCACAGGGAGGCUAUAUGUACAACGGCUACCAUCGAGUCCCGCUGGUCCGAAGCUUGAAGCUUCCCAUGGCAAUGCCGGCGACAGUCGUCGAGUAG
Molecule: messenger RNA, 2721 nt
Organism: Symbiodinium sp. CCMP2592
Lineage: Eukaryota; Dinophyceae; Suessiales; Symbiodiniaceae
Source: the annotation of a GenBank genome assembly